ACCUUCAAGCGAGCGUGUGUGCAGCAGUAUACCAUUACUGCACCUUGGACUUACAUAGGAAGUGAUUUAUUAACAGUUUGUGUCGUGAUUCAUUCACAAUGCCGCGUCCUUCCCGUGAGAGCUACGGCGACCAGAAGCCGCCCUACUCGUACAUCUCCUUGACGGCCAUGGCCAUCUGGAACAGCCCCGAGAAGAUGAGCACGCUGGCCGAGAUCUACAAGUUCAUCAUGGACAACUUCCCCUACUACCGCAAGAACACGCAGCGCUGGCAGAACUCCCUCCGCCACAACCUCUCCUUCAACGACUGCUUCAUCAAGAUCCCGCGGCGCCCCGACCGCCCCGGCAAGGGCGCCUACUGGACCCUCCACCCGUCCGCCAUGAACAUGUUCGAGAACGGCAGCUUCCUCCGCCGUAGGAAGCGCUUCAAGAUCCCCCGCGACGAGAAGGACGCCCUCGAGGCCGGCAUGACGUCCUUCGGCGGCGGCCCGCGACAGGAGGAGCUGGCGUCCGGCAUGCCCCGCGACCUGGGCCACAUCGCACAGGAGCUGGGUCAGCACCUUGGCCACCUGGGUCACUUCGCCUCGCCUGCGCCGCCCUCGGGCCCGUCGGCGCCCAAGCGCCAGGCCUUCACCAUCGAGAAUCUGGCCACCAGCGACGCCCGCCCCAGCCCGCCCGCCCCGCCCAUCCCUGUCCUCCUUCUUGCCGCCCAUGGGCGUCGGGAUGGGCCAGCAGCACAUCCAGGCCCCAACCCACCCGCACCACCCCGCCCACCAGGUGGGUGAGGUGCACCUCGUGCCCGUCGUGCGUGGGCGCUUCCCUGCCUCAGCUAUACACCGCCGCCCCUCGCCAUGAACAUGAGUCCUCGCGCGCCCACGCCCCUGUACCCGCCCGCCGCUGCUGCACAGCCUGCGCCCCGACCUGCUGCAGCCGCGGCCGCGCUUCGAGCACGAGCUGAGCCCGCUGUUCGAGCCCGCGCCGCCGCUGGCCAAGCUCGACCCGUACGAGGCGUUCGCGCCCAAGUACGAGCAGCCCAUCGACCUGUCGCCGGCGCUGGCGCGGCCACCGGCGGGCAGCGAGAAGGAGAACGCCUUCCGCUUCUCUCCGCCCGUCAGGACCCUCUAAGGGCGCCCUCCGAGGCCAUGCGGGAGGCGCCCUCCGGCUCCUUCGUCGGGAGCCCUGGGGUCGCGCGGCCCUCUGGCGGCAGCGCGCACAACCAGAGCCUGCCACCACCCUGUGAUACUUGCUCAGCUAUAUCUAUGUAUAUAUUUAUUUGUAUAUAUUUAUCUUAUUGUUGUUAUCUGAUAAUAAUAAAAAUCAUAUC
This is a messenger RNA of Penaeus vannamei (Pacific white shrimp), 1321 nucleotides long. Its product is annotated as fork head domain-containing protein FD5. Gene Ontology annotation, biological process: anatomical structure morphogenesis; regulation of transcription by RNA polymerase II; cell differentiation. NCBI's taxonomy places the organism in Eukaryota, Metazoa, Arthropoda, Malacostraca, Decapoda, Penaeidae. The record is from RefSeq and is a predicted model, not a curated record. Gene Ontology annotation, molecular function: RNA polymerase II cis-regulatory region sequence-specific DNA binding; DNA-binding transcription factor activity, RNA polymerase II-specific.